AUGGGGCUGCAAAGGAAGCGCUCGGUGUCCAGGAGCCAGGGCGCUGCGGGGCCACGCCGGGGCGUCCUGCAGCUGCUGCCGCUGCCACUGCUCCUGCUGUUGCUGUGCCCGGGCGCUCGCGGGGCUGCGGCGCAGAGAGAGGCGGAGGCACCCACCCUCUAUCUGUGGAAGACUGGUCCAUGGGGCCGAUGCAUGGGAGACGAAUGUGGUCCAGGAGGCAUCCAAACCAGGGCUGUGUGGUGUGCUCACGUGGAGGGCUGGACGACGUUGCAUAGCAACUGUAAGCAGGCUGGAAGACCCAGUAACCAGCAAAACUGUUUCAAAGUGUGUGACUGGCACAAAGAGUUGUACGACUGGAGGCUGGGACCCUGGAAUCAGUGUCAGCCAGUGAUUUCAAAAAGCCUAGAGAAACCCCUGGAAUGUAUCAAGGGAGAAGAAGGCAUUCAGGUGAGAGAGGUAACGUGCAUCCAGAAAGACAAAGACAUGCCUGCGGAGGACAUCAUCUGUGAGUACUUCGAGCCCAAGCCUCUCCUGGAACAGGCUUGCCUCAUUCCUUGCCAGCAAGAUUGCAUCGUGUCUGAGUUCUCCCCGUGGUCCGAGUGCUCCAAAACCUGUGGGAGCGGACUCCAGCAUCGGACGCGGCAUGUUGUGGCGCCCCCGCAGUUUGGAGGCUCUGGCUGUCCAAACCUGACCGAAUUCCAGGUGUGCCAGUCCAGCCCCUGCGAGGCRGAGGAGAGCAUGUACAGCUUGCAGGUGGGGCCCUGGAGCUCRUGCUCCAUGCCACACUCCAGGCAAGCGAGGCAGGCCAGGAGACGCGGAAAGAAUAAAGAUCGGGAAAAGGACCGAGGCAAAGGAGUCAAGGAUCCAGAGGCCCGGGAACUUAUCAAGAAAAAGAGAAAUAGGAACAGACAGAACCGACAAGAGAACAAGUACUGGGACAUUCAGAUUGGAUAUCAGACCAGGGAGGUCAUGUGCACCAACAAGACGGGGAAGACUGCUGAUCUGAGCUUUUGCGAGCAAGAGAAGCUGCCAAUGACCAUUCAAUCCUGUGUUAUCACCAAGGAGUGCCAGGUGUCSGAGUGGCUGGAAUGGAGCCCAUGCUCAGCAACAUGCCGUGAUCCUGCCUCCCCAACAGGCACACGUGUCCGGACACGGACCAUCAGGCAGUUUCCUAUUGGCAGUGAAAAGGAAUGUCCGGAACUUGAAGAAAAAGAACCCUGCGUGUCUCAAGGAGAUGGAGUUGCCCUCUGUGCCACGUAUGGCUGGACAACAACAGAGUGGACCGAGUGCCGCGUGGACCCUUUGCUGAGCCAACAAGACAAGAGACGUGGCAACCAGACGGCCCUCUGUGGAGGAGGCGUCCAGACCCGAGAGGCAUACUGCGUGCGAACCAAUGGAAAUCUCCUUGCGCACUUAGAUACCCGCAAGGACAGAGAAGCCUCAAAACCAGUGGAUUCAAAAUUAUGCACUGGCCCAGUCCCUAACACGACACAGCUGUGCCACAUUCCUUGUCCAAUUGAAUGUGAGGUUUCACCUUGGUCUGCUUGGGGACCUUGUACUUAUGAAAAUUGURAUGACCAGCAAGGCAAAAAAGGCUUCAAACUGAGGAAGCGGCGCAUUACCAAUGAGCCCACUGGGGGAUCUGGGGGCACUGGAAACUGCCCUCAUUUGCUGGAAGCCAUUCCCUGUGAAGAGCCAUCCUGCUAUGAGUGGAAAGCAGUGAGGCUUGGAGAUUGUGAGCCAGAUAACGGAAAGGAGUGUGGUCCAGGCACUCAGGUUCAAGAGGUUGUGUGCAUCAACAGUGAUGGUGAAGAAGUGGACAGACAGCUUUGCAGAGAUGCCAUCUUCCCCAUUCCUGUGGCCUGUGAUGCCCCAUGCCCAAUGGACUGUGUGCUCAGCGCCUGGUCUACGUGGUCUUCCUGCUCACACACCUGCUCAGGAAAAACCACAGAAGGGAAACAGAUACGAGCCCGGUCCAUUCUGGCCUAUGCAGGGGAAGAAGGUGGAAUUCGCUGUCCAAACACCAGUGCUCUGCAAGAGGUGCGCAGCUGUAAUGAGCAUCCCUGUACUGUGUACCACUGGCAAACUGGUCCGUGGGGCCAAUGCAUCGAGGACACCUCAGUGUCAUCCUUCAACACGACUACGACUUGGAAUGGAGAGGCUUCGUGCUCUGUUGGCAUGCAGACAAGAAAAGUUAUCUGUGUACGAGUCAAUGUGGGCCAAGUGGGACCCAAAAAAUGUCCUGAAAGCCUUCGGCCUGAAACCGUGAGGCCUUGUCUGCUUCCUUGUAGGAAAGACUGUAUUGUAACACCAUAUAGUGACUGGACACCAUGCCCCUCCUCCUGUAGAGAAGGUGACUUGGGAGUCAGGAAGCAGUCUCGGCUUCGGGUCAUUAUUCAGCUGCCAGCCAAUGGAGGCCGGGACUGCACGGAUCCUCUCUAUGAAGAGAAGGCCUGCGAGGCCCCUCAAGUGUGUCAGAGCUACAGAUGGAAGACUCACAAAUGGCGCAGAUGCCAGUUAGUCCCUUGGAGCAUACAACAGGACAUCCCUGGAGCACAGGAAGGCUGUGGGCCUGGUCGACAGGCAAGAGCUAUUACUUGUCGAAAGCAAGAUGGAGGACAGGCUGGCAUCCAUGACUGCCUCCGGUAUGCAGGCCCUGUGCCAGCCCUCACACAAGCUUGCCAGAUCCCCUGCCAAGAUGACUGUCAAUUUACCAGCUGGUCCAAGUUUUCUUCAUGCAAUGGAGACUGUGGUGCAGUUAGGACCAGAAAGCGUACUAUUGUUGGAAAAAGUAAAAAGAAAGAAAAAUGUAAAAAUUCCCAUUUGUACCCCCUGAUUGAGACUCAGUAUUGUCCUUGUGACAAAUACAAUGCACAGCCUGUAGGGAACUGGUCAGACUGCAUUUUACCAGAAGGGAAAGUGGAAGUGUUACUGGGAAUGAAAAUACAAGGAGACAUCAAGGAAUGUGGACAAGGAUAUCGUUACCAAGCAAUGGCAUGCUACGAUCAAAAUGGAAGGCUAGUGGAAACAUCCAGAUGUAACAGCCAUGGAUACAUUGAAGAGGCCUGCAUCAUCCCCUGCCCCUCAGACUGCAAGCUCAGCGAGUGGUCCAACUGGUCCCGCUGCAGUAAGUCUUGUGGCAGUGGGGUGAAGGUUCGUUCUAAAUGGCUGCGUGAAAAACCAUAUAAUGGAGGAAGACCUUGCCCCAAACUGGACCAUGUCAACCAGGCACAGGUGUAUGAGGUUGUCCCAUGCCACAGUGACUGCAACCAGUAUAUAUGGGUCACAGAACCAUGGAGCGUCUGCAAGGUGACCUUUGUGAAUAUGCGGGAUAACUGUGGAGAGGGUGUGCAAACCCGAAAAGUGAGAUGCAUGCAGAAUACAGCAGAUGGCCCUUCUGAACACGUGGAGGAUUACCUCUGUGACCCAGAAGAGAUGCCUCUGGGUUCCAGAGAGUGCAAAUUACCUUGCCCUGAGGACUGUGUAAUAUCUGAAUGGGGUCCRUGGACCCGUUGUGCUUUGCCUUGCAAUCAAAGCAGCUUCCGCCAAAGGUCAGCAGAUCCCAUCAGACAACCUGCUGAUGAAGGAAGAUCCUGCCCAAAUGCUGUGGAGAAGGAAGCCUGCAACCUGAACAAGAACUGCUACCACUAUGAUUAUAAUGUAACAGACUGGAGUACGUGUCAUCUGAGUGAGAAGGCAGUUUGUGGAAAUGGCAUUAAAACAAGGAUGUUGGAUUGUGUUCGAAGUGAUGGCAAGUCAGUUGACCUGAAAUAUUGCGAAGAGCUUGCCCUGGAGAAGCACUGGCAGAUGAACAUAUCCUGCAUGGUGGAAUGCCCUGUGAACUGUCAGCUUUCAGACUGGUCUCCUUGGUCAGAAUGUUCUCAAACAUGUGGACUCACAGGAAAAAUGAUCCGAAGACGAACUGUGACCCAGCCCUUUCAGGGUGAUGGAAGACCAUGCCCUUCCCUGAUGGAACAGUCCAAGCCUUGCCCAGUGAAGCCCUGUUAUCGGUGGCAAUACGGCCAGUGGUCCCCAUGCCAAGUGCAGGAGGCCCAGUGUGGAGAAGGGACCAGAACAAGGAACAUUUCUUGUGUAGUGAGCGAUGGGUCAUCUGAUGACUUCGGCAAAGUGGUAGAUGAGGAAUUCUGUGCUGACAUUGAACCCACUGUAGAUGGUAGUAAAAAAAUGAUCCUGGAGGAAACCUGUACCCAGCCUUGCCCAGGUGACUGUUACUUGAAGGACUGGUCUCCAUGGAGCCUGUGUCAGCUGACCUGUGUGAAUGGUGAAGACCUAGGCUUUGGUGGAAUACAGGUCCGAUCCAGAGCAGUGAUUAUACAAGAACUGGAGAAUCAACAUCUGUGCCCAGAGCAGAUGUUAGAAACAAAAUCAUGCGAUGAUGGACAGUGCUAUGAGUAUAAAUGGAUGGCCAGUGCAUGGAAGGGCUCUUCCCGAACAGUCUGGUGUCAAAGGUCAGACGGUGUAAAUGUAACAGGGGGCUGCUUGGUGGUGAGCCAGCCUGAUGCUGAUAGGUCUUGUAACCCCCCGUGCACUCAGCCUCAUUCAUACUGCAGUGAGACAAAGGCAUGCCGCUGUGAAGAGGGGUACACUGAGGUCAUGUCUUCUAACAGCACACUCGAGCAAUGCACACUUAUCCCUGUGGUGGUGAUACCCACCAUGGAGGACAAGAGAGGAGAUGUGAAAACCAGUCGGGCAGUACAUCCAACCCAGCCCUCCAGUAACCCAGCAGGACGGGGCAGGACCUGGUUUCUGCAGCCAUUUGGGCCAGAUGGGAGACUAAGGACCUGGGUUUACGGUGUAGCCGCUGGGGCAUUUGUGUUACUCAUCUUUAUUGUCUCCAUGAUUUAUCUAGCUUGCAAAAAGCCAAAGAAACCCCAAAGAAGGCAAAACAACCGACUGAAACCUUUAACCUUAGCUUAUGAUGGAGAUGCAGACAUGUAA
This is a messenger RNA of Urocitellus parryii (Arctic ground squirrel), 4959 nucleotides long. It is a transcript of the gene Thsd7a, whose product is annotated as thrombospondin type 1 domain containing 7A. The record is from RefSeq and is a predicted model, not a curated record. Lineage: Eukaryota; Metazoa; Chordata; Mammalia; Rodentia; Sciuridae. Gene Ontology annotation, cellular component: plasma membrane. Gene Ontology annotation, biological process: actin cytoskeleton organization.